AUAAUCCGCCAAACUAAACCUCAAUGUCAUCUAAUCUAAUUAGUACUGCCAUAAAUAAUUAACCCAAAAAUUUAAGAAGAUUUAAUUUACCAAUCUUCUUUGGCACGUCUUCCUAUUCCCAUUCUUGUUUGCGGGAUCUCGGAUACUUUCAAAACCUCUUUAUCUUGAAUAACAACUAUUGGUUGCGGGAUCUUUAGGAGAUGUGGACUUCCAUUGCUAAUUUGAAGGAAAAUUUGAAUAAGAUAAAGCUUGACGUGCACGGGGAUGACGACGAAGAACUCGAGAUCUACGGUUCGGAGAAUGGACGCCAUUCGACUUUCUCCGAUAGACGGAAUUCUCAUACAUUUGCACACUCAAAGCCUGUUUCCUUCUCUUCUCUCGCCAGUGGAAUUGAUUCGCCGUUCAAUUCCGAGGAGCAAAUUUUCAGAGUGAACCAAGAGAAUGGCUCAUUGAAACAAAAUUUGAAUGCAACAAAUGCGGCUCCGAGUGCAGCUAGAAGUGAAAUUUCCGAAGUAUCAAAUAAUGGAAUUAAUGCACUCAAGGGAAAAGGUGAUCAGUCAGCAAACCGACAGCAUAAGUCAACAAGUUUAGUGAAAAACUGUUAUGCUGGAAACCAAAUGUCCAAUGGUCUUAGCUCUAAACAUGAUGAGGAGCUUGCAGAUUUGCUGGAAGAAAAAACUAGGUCCCUGGAGGCCAUUCAAGCUAGUCAUGAAUCACAAAUAAAGCAAUUCAAGAUGGAACUUGAAAAAGAGCAUGAUAAAUUAGUGAACGUACAGAUAAGAUUACAAGAGGAGCACAAGCUGAAUGAGUCUUUUCAGGAGGAGCUUAAGUUACUGAAAUCAGACAAGGAUAAACAGCGCUCUGCAGAGUUGAGCAAAAUACGCAACGAAUCGAAUGAGAAAACAAUAGAAAUAAGUCGUCUACAAAAGGAGUUGAAUAGACAGGAGGAUGAAAGUUCUGAUGAUACAAUGGAGAAUAUGAAAAGAUUGGUUGCCACCUUGGAGAAGGAAAACACUCAUCUUAAGAUGGAGAAGAAUGAAUUGGAGGCUGCUCUGGAAAGUAGCAAGAAAGCUUCAACUGACAAGAUUGAUAAGAUUGAUCCCAUUCCUUCAGAAAAUCUGAAGGUAGAUUCAUCUGGAAGUUCUCCCGGAAAGAAAGAAACGGAACUAUCAUUGCAAAAAUUGGAAAAAGAUCUGAAAGAAACAUGCUGUGAAAGGGACAAAGCUUUGCAAGAAUUGACUCGUCUUAAGCAGCAUUUGUUAGAAAAGGCAUCUGAAGAAUCGGAAACAAUGGAUGAAGAUAGCAAAGUUAUUGAAGAACUUCUUGAGAGAAAUGAAUAUCAAAGAGCUCAAAUUGCACAUUUGGAGAAAGCCCUGAACAUGGCAAUGGCAAAUCAGGAGGAAGUUAAGCUGAUGAAUAACAAUGAAAUUCAGAAGUCAAAGGAAAUUAUUGAUAAUCUGAAUAAGAAACUUACGAACCGAAUGAGAACAAUUGAUGCAAAAGAUGUUGAGCUACUAAAUCUUCAAACUGCCCUAGGUCAGUACCAUGCUGAACUUGAAGCCAAGGAACAUUUGGAGCGAGAUUUGGCUCUGGCAAGAGAGGAAUCAGCUAGACUUACAGGUCUUCUGAAAGAUGCAGAUGAACAUGCAGAAUUCUCAAAGAGGGAAAAGGAAGAAAUUCUGACAAAGCUUUCACAAACUGAAAGAAUGCUAGCAGAAGGGAAAACCAGAGUAAACAAGCUUGAGGAAGAUAAUGGAAAACUAAGGCGUGCUCUCGAGCAGAGCAUGACAAGGCUUAACAGAAUGUCAAUGGACUCUGAUUAUCUUGUUGACAGCCGUAUUGUGAUCAAACUACUUGUGACUUACUUCCAGAGAAACCACAGCAAAGAGGUUCUGGAUCUUAUGGUCCGGAUGCUGGGAUUCUCUGAUGAAGACAAGCAGAGAAUAGGUGUUGCUCAACAUGGUCCUGGCAAGGGAGUUGUUCGGGGUGUUUUGGGUCUACCUGGUCAUUUGGUUGGUGGCAUUUUGGGCGGCAGUCCAGCUAACACACAGGCAAAUAUGGCCUCUGAUAACCAGUCUAUUGCAGAUCUGUGGGUUGAUUUUUUGCUCAAGGAAACUGAAGAAAGAGAAAAGAAGGAACCCAUAGAAGAUGUCGGUAGAUCCAGGGAAGACCUUCAUGGAAGAAGUCUGAACACUGCAGGACCCAGUACAUUUGUGUCAGAACAAACAACUGCUGUUUCUGAUGUCUCGAGAUCUAGUUUCUCUCCAAGCCCUUUACCAUCACAAGGAAGUUUUCAGCAACUUGAACAUUCUGAUUCUGAAUUCUCAACAGUUCCCCUCACCUCAUCAGAGAGCAGCACUCGUCUAUCAAGACUACUGCCAAAAUACUGAAGUUUUUUCUUGGAUGAUGUAAUUAUUCAAAGGUAUAGUUCUUUAUCCAUGCUGUAGCCACGAUGAAACUCACUUCCAUCAAUUCUUUCAUAUACUUGAAAUGAGAAGAUAUCCUUACAUUGUUCAGUGCUCCA
Gossypium raimondii (Peruvian cotton) is the source of this 2524-nucleotide messenger RNA. Its product is annotated as golgin candidate 3. Gene Ontology annotation, molecular function: small GTPase binding. Lineage: Eukaryota; Viridiplantae; Streptophyta; Magnoliopsida; Malvales; Malvaceae. The record is from RefSeq and is a predicted model, not a curated record. Gene Ontology annotation, biological process: Golgi organization; endoplasmic reticulum to Golgi vesicle-mediated transport. The transcript is spliced from 14 exons. Bases 201 to 2390 code for a protein of 729 amino acids. Gene Ontology annotation, cellular component: Golgi apparatus.